AAUAUCAUUUUAUUAAAUUAAAGUCGUCAUUCACAAUCUAAACAAUAAAAUCUAUCAUUCAAAUAAAUUAAUUGCUCCAUUUUCCAAUAUACAUACAUCAUACAAAAUUCAAUCUUUAAACUCAUUGACUAUACCUGAAAAUCAUGUGAUAAAAAAAAACAUUAAAAAAAAAAAAAAAAUAUGUGAGGUUAGGUUCCCCACACUCAAGUGAGUAAUUGUAAAAAAAAAAUCUAAAAUAAUAAUUGCUCCCUUAUUUUUUUAAUUACUUACAUUAAUUUUCAUUAAAAAGUUAUAAAUUUAAUUUCUUUUUAAUAACAAUUGUCUAGACACCUUAACAAAUUAAAAAUAAUUUAAAGUUGCUAUUGUGUGUGUUGACAAGUGCAGUAGUGUUGAAAAAAAAAAAAAAAAAAUAUUAAAUGGUGCUCAGUGGUCUGUUAUUAUUUAUGGUGCUAAAUAAAAUUAACAAAAGUUUUUAAUUAUUAUAAAAACAAAUAUUGCAAAAAUGAGUAAAAUGUAUUCAACUGCUAAUUUGACUGACAAAGAACUCAAAGAACAAGGUAAUCGACUAUUUGGCCUUCACAAAUAUGAAGAUGCUGUUAAUUGUUACACAAAAGCCAUUAUUAAAAAUCCAGGACAUGCUCAAUAUUAUACAAACAGAGCAUUGUGUCAUUUAAAAUUAAAAAGAUGGGAUUCAUCAUGUCAAGACUGUCGACAUGCAUUGGACAUGGAUCCUUGUUUGGUAAAAGGUCAUUUUUUUCUUGGAUUGGCACUUUUGGAGCUUGAAUCAUACGACGAAGCAAUAAAACAUUUACAAAGAGCUGUUGAUCUAGCUAAAGAACAAAAGCUAAAUUACGGUGAUGAUUUAACAAGUGUAUUAAGACAAGCAAGAAAACGUAGAUUUCAAUUGAAAGAAGAACAACGUCUUGCUGAAGAAAUUGAUCUUCAAACAUAUUUAAAUCAGCUGAUUAUUCAAGAUGCUGAUGCUAGACUUUCAAAUAUUAAUGACAUUGCAAAUGGUACUGUAUCAAAUAGCAAUAAUGAAACAACUGAAUCAACAAUUGAAAAUACAAAAAUAACAUUAAAAAAUGAAAUUGAAAAUAAAAGAGAUACAUCAUUAACAAGACUCAAUGAUUUAUUUGCCAAAGUUGAUGAAAGAAGACGAAAAAGAGAUGUUCCUGAUUAUCUUUGUGGUAAAAUUAGUUUCGAAAUAUUACAAGAACCAGUUAUAACACCAAGUGGUAUAACAUAUGAGCGAAAAGAUAUUGAAGAGCAUUUACAACGUGUUGGACACUUUGAUCCAGUAACACGUGUACGAUUAACACAAGAUCAAUUAAUUCCAAAUUUGGCUAUGAAAGAUGUUGUUGAUUCAUUUCUUCAAGAAAAUGAAUGGGCAUUAGAUUAUUAAUUAUAUUUAUUCGUAAAAAUCAUUGUUUAAUAAUCAUUUUAUAAUUUACAAUAAUCAUUAUGGUAAAAAGUUUAAUAAAAUUUAUU
Aphidius gifuensis is the source of this 1491-nucleotide messenger RNA. It is a transcript of the gene STUB1, whose product is annotated as E3 ubiquitin-protein ligase CHIP. Gene Ontology annotation, molecular function: ubiquitin protein ligase activity; protein-folding chaperone binding. The transcript has 4 exons. Gene Ontology annotation, biological process: cellular response to misfolded protein; positive regulation of proteolysis; protein polyubiquitination. Gene Ontology annotation, cellular component: Z disc; cytoplasm. NCBI's taxonomy places the organism in Eukaryota, Metazoa, Arthropoda, Insecta, Hymenoptera, Braconidae. Bases 503 to 1405 code for a protein of 300 amino acids. The record is from RefSeq and is a predicted model, not a curated record.